Molecule: messenger RNA, 829 nt
Organism: Zophobas morio
Lineage: Eukaryota; Metazoa; Arthropoda; Insecta; Coleoptera; Tenebrionidae
Product: ras-related C3 botulinum toxin substrate 1-like
Exons: 3
Coding region: 163-741 (192 amino acids)
Biological process (GO): establishment or maintenance of cell polarity; regulation of actin cytoskeleton organization; cortical cytoskeleton organization
Cellular component (GO): cytoskeleton; cytoplasmic vesicle; cell projection
Molecular function (GO): protein kinase binding; GTPase activity; GTP binding
Source: RefSeq, a predicted model, not a curated record
GCAACUCUAAGCUGGGCGUUUCCGCUUUAUUAGAGGACCUCUUGCCCCUGUUUUACGCUGCCAUUGAGCUUUUGUUGAUGCAGGGAGUUAAAACCCUUUAAAUGUAUUCAACACCGGUUUUACGUUUUGAUUUAAUAUUGAAUAUAGCAUUAUAUUGUGGCUAUGCAAUCCAUAAAAUGUGUGGUCGUGGGAGAUGGGGCCGUUGGCAAAACUUGUCUUUUAAUAUCUUAUACUACUAAUGCUUUUCCUGGAGAAUAUAUACCCACCGUUUUUGAUAAUUACUCUGCAAAUGUGAUGGUGGACGGCAAGCCAAUUAAUCUCGGGUUGUGGGACACGGCUGGACAAGAAGAUUACGAUCGCCUCCGACCGUUAUCCUACCCACAAACGGAUGUUUUUUUAGUGUGCUUUUCUCUUGUCUCUCCAGCCUCCUUUUCGAACGUGAAGACUAAGUGGUGUCCUGAAAUCGGCCAUCAUUGUCCCAACGUCCCUGUGCUUCUCGUGGGCACUAAAGUUGAUCUCCGCGACGACCCCGCAACAAUCGAAAAACUAAAAGAAAGGAAACUCGCUCCCAUUACUUGCAGUCAAGGGCAUCAACUUGCUAAAGAAAUUAAGGCGGCAGGAUACGUGGAGUGCUCCGCUUUGUCGCAAAAGAAUUUAAAAUUGGUUUUUGACGAGGCUAUUCGUGUUUGUCUAGCACCGCCGCAGAAGGAAAAGAAAAAAUCGGGCUGUUUACUUUUGUAGAUAAAGUUCAUCGCUUGGAGCAAUAUAGUGCCUUUUUUAUAGAUUUAGAAGUAUUUUACUUAGUGAGGGUUCUAGUUUAUAAUCUACU